Messenger RNA from Spirodela intermedia, 1400 nucleotides. NCBI's taxonomy places the organism in Eukaryota, Viridiplantae, Streptophyta, Magnoliopsida, Alismatales, Araceae. The record is from the annotation of a GenBank genome assembly.
AUGAUCAGGUCAUCGGAGAUGGGAGGGAAGAAGGCGUCCAACUUCUCCCUCACCUGCAGCCUCCUCAGCCAGUACCUCAAGGAGAAGGGCAGCCUCGGGGACCUCGGCCUCGGCAUAUCUCGGCAUCACGUCGAAACCGGAGGUAGGAGCCAAUCUCGCCUCUCUCUCUCUCUCUAGCUAUCAUAGUUUUGAGGCAGGAGAGAUCGAUCUCGGUUUUGCUUUUUACCUUCGGCUCUGAUUGUUCUAGUAAAUUAGGUUUAUGGAACAUGAAUUUGCUCGGCCAUGGCGCGGACGCCGGAUCUUCUUCCUGUCAUUUUUUUAAUUUUAUCUGCUUAAAAAAGGCGAGAAAAUCCGGAAUCCUUUCGAAAACUACUCAAAAAGUGAGAAACAUCUAUUGCCUUGUUCUUCCUGAUCCGGAUCCGCGUUUUUCUUCAUUCAGAAUCGUUGCCUGAUGUGUCUCUGUUCGACUGAUGCAACUGUCUGAUCCACGACACCUCUUUGACAUUGUUCCUCUCUUGUUUUUCUCCAUUUUCUUUCUCCAGGUCAGCCGGAGACUCCGAGGACCAUGAAUCUGUUGCCUGGUAUAGAAGACGCCUCGCCGGUGAACAAGGACACCGUUUCUGACUGGGAGAAGAGGCCGAAACCCUCGAUGGUCCUCCCCCAGCGUUCCGGCUUCGGUUCCCUCCAGUCCGAAGGCAAGCCAGAACCCAACAGGUGAGCCUCCUCCGUUGCCAAACCGGGAGUAAACCAGAGAGCACGGGUAUCCCUCAUGAAGACGGUAAUUCUGAUAUUCCUGUUGAAAUUCUCGUCUGUUGCAGGGAGGAUCCGAGCUCCCAGUUGACGAUAUUCUACGGAGGGAAGGUGGUCGUCGUCGAGGAUUUCCCUGCCGACAUGGCCAGAGAAGUGAUGGCCAUGGCCUGCCGGGGCCCCUCCAACCCCACAAAGAUCAUCAACAUGGAGCAGCAAGCUACCACCGCAGGGAUGCUGCCUCAGCGCCCCAGAUACCCCUCCCCCGCCGCCGUCGUCUCCACUUCUUCCUCUGAGACCAAUCCGCCCGUUGCGGCCGCCGCCGCCCAGGAGGCCUCGCAGAAGCCAUCGCCGGCGGCGACCUCGGAUCUGCCCAUUGCACGGAGGGUCUCCCUGCACCGUUUCCUCGAGAAGAGAAAAGACAGGUCGGUAGCUCUUCUCUCCUCCACCAUAUCGAUCAUCCCCAAAUCGGUAAUUCAGAAGCCUCAUCCUCACCUCCUCCCUGUGGACGAUUCUCCAGGAUCAACGCCAAGGCCCCCUACCAACCUCACGGCUCGUCCUCUGCUCCGCCAUCGAAGGAGGAGCAAACCCGGCGGUGGCUCGGCCUGGGGCCGCAGGCCCCCGCCCCCGCCGCCGAGAGCCACCAGCGGUAG